Molecule: messenger RNA, 1797 nt
Organism: Somion occarium
Lineage: Eukaryota; Fungi; Basidiomycota; Agaricomycetes; Polyporales; Cerrenaceae
Source: the annotation of a GenBank genome assembly
GCCUUGUCUUCAUCCUCUGUCUCUCCUACUUUUCCAAACAACGCCCACAACGUCCACUUUCCGUACGCGAACUCACCGUAAUAUCAAAGACUUACAGAAACGCGUUCCUUUCGCUCUCCAGCCCAAAUGUCUCGCUGGAACAGCAUUUUGGUCAGGUACCGUCUUGCCGUAGUUCCCGAUCUUAUACAAGCUAGAAUAAGUCCAGUCAUCAGCCUCUUGACGGUCAAAGAGCCAACUCCGGGUCAGCCUCAGAUGCUCGAUCACACCCGACUUUGUCUUGGACAGACAUUCCAGCAGGACUAGGACUGUAACCAUGCACUACGCAUUGUCUUUCUUGCUUUCUUUGGUCUAUAUCAGCUUUAUGAAUGUGGCUAUUGCCGCGGGUUCUGAAGGACAAGGUAUCACCAUACCGCUCUUCCCCCGUUUGCGCACAGAUGCUCCAUCUACCCACAUCUAUCGAAGCAAUAUUUCGGUGGCGAACAGUCACGAAUAUGCCUAUCUCGCUCGCGUCGAUAUCGGCGGCCAACAGUUUUUGGUGCUGAUUGAUACUGGCUCCUCUGACUUGUGGGUGGUAUCGACCGAAUGCAUUGAGGAGGACUGUCAUGCUGUUACCAAAUACCAGCCCACAUCCUCGCUGACAUGGUCCAACGCCUCGUCCUUUGGUCUCGACUAUCUUUUGGGCUCCGUGUCCGGGAAGAUAGGGACGGAGCUUGUGACGCUGGGUCCCUAUGAAAUAUCGACCCAAGCUUUUGCCAUGGCGAAUAAAACCUCUGGCCUGGGUCUAUCUGGAACUGGCAAUAGCGGGAUACUGGGGCUCGCUUUCCCGCUGGAAGCAGCUAUCCCCGACACAUCAGGACAAACUCUUCUCGAAAACAUAUUUGCUUCUUUCGCCGACUCUGACAGAUACUUCGCUUUCAAACUUGGUCGAAAUCAAAGUGAUUCCUCGUUCAGCUUUGGUCAACUGGACCCCGCGUUUGCCAACUCUACGUCGAACUUUACUUUUAGUUCUGUCUAUCCUGCCUUCGGCUCUACUUAUGACUACUGGAAGCUUCCGAUUCAGUCUCUGACUAUUAACUCCACUUCUUUCGCUCUUUCGCCGUCUCGCGUCCAUGGCGCACCUUCUCCGAUCGCCGUCCUUGAUACCGGAACCACGCUCAUCUUGGGACCAAGGGCUGACGUUGACCGACUGUGGAACUCUGUAGGCGGUGCACGGAAAACAGACACUGGUGGCUGGCAAGUACGCUGCAAUCGUGGUAUCGUCAUUGGCUUUGUACUUGGACAAGGCGACAGUCAGAAGGAAUAUAUCCUCAAUCCCACGGAUCUGAGUUGGAGGCAGGGUAGUUCUGAUGGUGACUGGUGUAUGGGCGGAAUACAAGCGAAUGAUGGAGUCUCAUCGGGUGAUUGGCUCCUAGGUGAUACUUUUCUACGGAACGUCUAUGCCAUCCACCACAUGGCUGUCGAUGGCCAGUCCCCGAAGAUUGGCCUUCUCGGAAUGACUGACGCCAACUCGUCCAUGGCUUUAUUCCGAGCAGAACGGGGCGACGACGAUGCACCGCCCGUUCCAGUGCUGUCUGCGGUUGACCACCAUCCGCCCGUUCUUGGGACUGGCGCUAUCCUAGGCUUGACCGCUGUUGCUGGCUUCGUCUUUGGCGCACUGAUCACUUGCUUGUUGCACUGCUGCUUCGGACGGAAGGCCCGAGUGAACAAGGGCAGGAGAUAGUAUUUAUAUUACAACCAUCAUAUCAAGCAUUGUACAUGGUCCGAAAUCAAAUGGAAUACAGGCUAUGUUUACAUGUC